This is a messenger RNA of Entelurus aequoreus (snake pipefish), 3207 nucleotides long. It is a transcript of the gene tmem200b, whose product is annotated as transmembrane protein 200B. The record is from RefSeq and is a predicted model, not a curated record. The transcript is spliced from 2 exons. Lineage: Eukaryota; Metazoa; Chordata; Actinopteri; Syngnathiformes; Syngnathidae. Bases 198 to 1406 code for a protein of 402 amino acids.
UGCCGUUUACCUCCGUGAACAUGUACUCUGCCUCCCACCUGGCUUGAAACCCCCUGUUCUCACCAUUGGGGAGGGGGGUUGUUGAAAGUUGACAUCUGCCCUGAAUGCUGAUGAAUAAUGAAGCCGAGGCCCACUUGCGGCACUGCAGUCUCUGACUGGGUGUCACCUGGAGCAAAGGCUCUGGAGUGACCCACACCAUGAUGACCCAGAAGGCCAGAGGCGUAACGUCGUCACCACCCUCCCUCCGGCGGAAGCCUCGUUUUACCUUAUGUGGACGAAAGAAGAAGAGCGGAAUGAUCCGGGGCAAGCUUCGCCUACGUUCCAUUGCUGGAGCCUUCCUGGUGUUGGGGGUCAUUGUGGUCAUGGUGGGUAUUGCUCUGGCUGUGGCGGGAUACCGAAUGUCACGUUUUUCCAUCCUGGGAGCCAAAGAGGGGAACCAUGUCUCUGAGCCGCAGAGGAAGUGGGGUAUGGGGGCUAAGAGCUUCCUGUCGACAGUCAGCUUGAUCCACAGUGAGCGGAUGAAGCUGCUGGGCCCGGUCAUAAUGGGAGUGGGACUCUUCAUUCUCAUUUGUGCCAACACAGUCUUGUAUGAGAAUCGCGAUAGAGAGACUCAGAUGUUGAUGGCCCAGAUGCGCAGUGUAAUCUGCUCUGUGUCUGCCGCCGUUCCCUCAGCAGACCUACAAGAUAUCGCGGCAGCCAACUCAAUGGCGAAACAUCACUGGGUGAGCAGUUUACCGGCUGCCCAACUCAACAGCUUCUGUCGGGAGCAGUUGGCAAGUUCUGAACCCCUGCUGCAGACCAGACCUGGUAGCAACCAGAGGGACAGCGUGGAGGGCGUCUACCAGCAAGAAGUCCUGCAGACAGAAGCCCUCCACCAUCAAGAGUCGGUGCCUCCGACUUCAACCAACUUCUCCUCGUGCAACUCCAGCCAGACUGACAUCAACACACAGUUUGAAACUGAGCUUGGUUCCAGUUUCAAAACCCAACCAGAACCGUUCGGAAAGCUCAGUAAUUGCCUGAUGUCUGCCAGCUCCAUGUCCACCCUUGGGAUGGACGAUGUGGAUAUCCCAGCUGCUCAGCCUCGACGCUGCCAUAGCAUGAGCUACAGGACUAAACCUUCCAUGGCUCGAACGGUUUGGUCUACGGAGAAAACACUCAUUAGGGAGGAGGGAUAUACCAAACAACCAGCGGUUAUGAGACGAGACCAUUGCAUUAACAUUCCCGGGCAGGUUAUGGACGUCACGGAGGAGCAGACUCACCAAAGCUGGCCUCGGUUAGACCUUGGCAUUGGGCGAAGGUACCUGAAAUUGGAGAACAAGGAAGACUCGGUCGACAAACUGCUGGACCAGUUAGAGCAACAAUGUUCUCAGUGGGAUAAAAGUUUUGGCUCUGGACCAUUCCAGUGAUGCUUGAUUUUCAUGGUCCGAAGGAUACUUUUGGACCCAAACAACCAUUCAUGGUCUUACCAUAACUAGAUCGAUUGGAGCUGGAGUGUUCGCCAAUGAAGAAACUUGAGCUUGUUGUCAACUUUCAGUGAAAAAUUAACCAACAAACUUUAUGCUCUUUGAGGCACUUUUAACUGUAGGAGAACACACUGACCUGAUACUGUCAUUAAUGAGCAAAGUAAUUCUGCAGAGCGUUCAGGUUGGCAGCAGUAUGCAGCUUUGUCUAGUUCCAUGCCCAGCGGAGGGUCGGUUUUCACUGUGCAGUCCUAUUUCAACCAAACUACCUGGUCUUCUGGACCCACCAAGUGUUGAUUAACAAAUGCAACUAAUGUAUAAAAAGAUCCUAUUCUCCAAAUACAAUGCAUGUCACUUGUGUAUUGUACAAUAUGCUGUAUGUUAAUAAUUAUGCAGAAAUGUGUCUGUUGGUGUUAUGUGUACAAAUCGUCAGUUCCAGUUAAAAGGCGGAUUCCAGUUUAAUGCAACGUUGGUCUUAUCUGUUAUAGCAGGUACUAGCGCAAAGACAAAGAAGCUAUGACAUAAUAUUUGGAUAGUGUACCUCAUUUUGUAACAGUUCAAGAUAUUUUGAAAUACACAAUCUGUUAAGCUGUGUUCAUAAAAUUAUGUUACAAAUGUUUCUGAUAAAACUUAAAGGGGAACUUUAACUUUUUUGUAAUUUUGCCUAUAAUUCAGUCUUUAUGAGAAACAAGAACACAUGUUUUUUUUAAUGCAUUUUAACUCGUAAACAAACGUAAAUAAAACCCUGCUUAUAACGGAGUCAAUGGGAGGUCCUCUUUUCCGCCCCGAAAACCUACUAAAAACAUCCAAAAACCGCCAACAAUACUCCAUUUACAUUUUGUGACCUGAAUAUUAAUCAAGUAUUAGUGAUGUUGUUAUUAUAAACGCUAACAUUAAGGACCUAUUACGAGCAGACCAUUGUCACAGAGAGCUAACUUCUUUAUGCUGCUAUAUUGACGUCAUCAGCUGGAGAGCUGCUCCCUGGCCUCUGAGCUCCUGAAAGUUUAUUCUAAAUGCCUCUCACCUGUGCAGUAAAAGGAUGAGAACAUAAUCUGCGAAGAUGGUCCACUUUGACAGGAAAUGUUAGACCCACAAAUGGUGAAGAAGACCCGAAAAGACGCUUGGUUCCGUCCCUUUUUUCUUCACAAAGAAUUAUGAGUCAUUGUUCAUCUAAACAAGAAUAUAUCAACAUCCUAGCAGUGGGUAUCUCAGUGAGAGCAGACAUUGUACAGUAAGGGAUGUUUUAUUAUGUUUGAUGAUACUUGUAAGAAACAUACUUUGUCGCUAUGGAGGCGAGGAUUAGUGUUUAAGAAGUAGGAAAACACUGUCGAGUGCGGAUGGACGUUAGCCACUAGCUAGCUAUAAAACACCUCUUGUAGAGCGGCGCUAGUUUUUAAGCCAAAAUAUGUCCAUUCCGCCUCUUAAGUCUUUACACCGUGUCUGCUUGUAAGUGCUCCGUGCGUGUGCGUUGCCGAACAUGCGCCUCUCCUCCAGCAAUGUCACAACAGCGUGCCGUUAUGUUCGUUAAACGAUGGGUUAGUAUGGCUGACACAGGGCUAAAUAAUUAUUCGUUUCAGGAGUUAUCCGGCUUAAUGUAGGCAGGGCCUUAAAGCGGUGCCUCACUUAUGUAAAUCAAAAGUUUUGCCCCAGUGGUCUACGUUUGCAGGCAAAGUUAAAAUGUCAAUGCAAGGAUCUGCCAAUGUGUUUACAGUGGUCCAAGGUCCUCGAUACCAGUGUUUCCCAAAGU